Molecule: messenger RNA, 411 nt
Organism: Paramuricea clavata
Lineage: Eukaryota; Metazoa; Cnidaria; Anthozoa; Malacalcyonacea; Plexauridae
Source: the annotation of a GenBank genome assembly
AUGGUCAGUCUAUCUCGAAUUUGUGCGUCAAGUAACGAAGAACAAAUAACCUCUCGAAGUCACUUAUUCCACGCGGAAAUUGUCCGUGAUAAUGGUGAUCCUGUACAAAUUAGCGAUAAUGACGAUAAUGACCUAAACUUUUACCCAACUGAGAUUAUGGACUAUACCAAUGUGACCCCUCGUUUUUUGAAUAGCGAAACCUCUUUCCUAUACAUCCCGGAUGGAAUAAGUCCACAGUCCUUUUUAACCUUACAUAAAAUAUCGACACCAAAUGAAACCAAAAAUAAAACGAACAUCUCCGUCCAUAUUACAGAUCGUUCUAGAACGUUUAAACAGCACAAGAAGCGCAAGAAUUGCUAUUUUCCCUCCUCCAACCUAAUCCAUAUUACAACUUUAAACCAUGCUUAUAAG